Messenger RNA from Rana temporaria (common frog), 1717 nucleotides. RefSeq names its product NFKB inhibitor delta (gene NFKBID). Gene Ontology annotation, cellular component: nucleus. Gene Ontology annotation, molecular function: protein binding. The transcript has 11 exons. NCBI's taxonomy places the organism in Eukaryota, Metazoa, Chordata, Amphibia, Anura, Ranidae. Gene Ontology annotation, biological process: regulation of gene expression. The record is from RefSeq and is a predicted model, not a curated record. The annotation marks the transcript as partial.
CAUUGUUACAUUUUGUUUCUAUGUAUUACAUCUAAAACUUUGACAUUAUUGCCCCCUGCUGGUUAUCUUCCAGACUGCAGGUCAUUCUGUUCGCCUUCGACACAGACAGUGAAGAAACUGCUUGAACAGAAGCGCCAACAGCACAACCAAAUCCCUGCUGCCCUGGUUGAAUAUAGUCAGGAUUCAGGUAAGUCCCCAGAUGGGUUUCCAUAUCCCGUCCAGCCAGAAGAUGAGCCCCACGUCUUCCAAAGACCGACCACCCACUUUACCUACACCCCCCCGAUGGAGGACCUCUAUGGAGCCGGUGGACUGUACGGCCAUGACGGCAGAUGGGAUGAGAUCGGGAGGACUGAAGUUCAAGGUCUGGAGCCAGACUUAGGGACUGUUUCUACCGCCCACCCUUCCUACUUGCCCCCUUUUGCCCACGAUUCCUCCUGGCUGGCGUCGGUCCCGUGUCCGGUUUCGUCAGCAGACGUCUACGCCAGGGUUCCGGGCUGUGUGGUUUCAGAAUCAUUACCGCAGGAACUAGAGAAAUCCAGACUUCAGCUCCAGAACCUCAACCCGGACCAACUUCUUCUACAGGAUGGAGAUGGAGACACGAUCCUGCACCUCUAUGCUGCAAGAGGCAUGCGGAGCCUGGCUUAUGCCGCAGCUGAGCGCUACAUGCAGUAUGGCCAGCUGGACGUGAAGGAGCACAACGGGAAGACUCCACUCCUGGUGGCCGUUGCAGCCAACCAGUCUGAGAUCGUCUAUGACCUGAUCAUGCUGGGUGCGGAUGUCAGUGCUGCGGAUUGCAAGGGGCAGACGGCCCUACAUGUCGCCGGGACCUACGGCUUUUUUGAGGUCCUUAGAGUUUUCUUGGCUCUUUCGCAUCAGAAGAACCUUGACGUAGAAGCCAGAAAUUACGAUGGUCUGACUCCACUUCACUGUGCUGUAAUAGCUCAGAAUAACGCCUUCAAGAGCAAAAACGGCCAAAACGCUUCCAACGCCCAGCAGCAAGACCGAGAAGCCAUGUUAUGCGUCCAGCUCCUGAUCCAGAUGGGGGCCAACCUCACCAGUCAGGAAAUUAAAAGCAACAAAACGGUGCUCCACCUAUCCGUCCAGGCCGGGAACAUCCCCCUUGUGAAAUUUUUCCUUCAGAUGCCCCACGUUGACCUGGCCAUGUUCAUCAACAUGAAGGCUCAUGGGAACACGGCUUUGCACAUGGCCGCUGCCUUGCCUCCCAACCCUUCCACUGUGUACCUGAUCCAGCUCCUGCUCUUCCAUGGUGGCGAUCCGAGUGUGCGCAAUCUGGAGAAUGACCAACCGGCUCAUCUGGUGCCUCCGGGGGAAUUGUCAGAACAAAUCAAACUUUUGUUGAAAAAGAGACGCGUGACCUCAUCAAACCGCAGCCAAUCAGCAGCUUCCUCAUAGGAACCGCACAGAUCGGGGCUAAUUUUUUUUUAGCCCCGUAGUUGACAUCCUUCCACUGGUGGAAGAACAUGGAACCUCCAGCUGGUGGAUCCUGAAAUCCAUGGUCUUCCAUAUAGAUGGUGUUAUCAAGGCAUUAUUUAUUAAUACUAUCAAUCAGACGCAUGGUAUAUAUAUAUAUACUGGUUUCCAUGAAACUAUUAGCACCGACCCUACAAUGGGGAGCAUACCACAUAAAUAAAUUAAGACUCAAGCUUCAAGUUGAAAAAAAAAAAGGAAAAAACAUCUGCCACAUAUACAAGAGGAG